Messenger RNA from Osmia bicornis bicornis, 1863 nucleotides. RefSeq lists its product as uncharacterized. The record is from RefSeq and is a predicted model, not a curated record. The coding region runs from base 1 to 1863 and encodes 620 amino acids. NCBI's taxonomy places the organism in Eukaryota, Metazoa, Arthropoda, Insecta, Hymenoptera, Megachilidae. The transcript is spliced from 2 exons.
AUGCUUACCUGCACUCCGAUGACGGACGGUAAUUACGAGGCAUCGUGGGCGUCCCUGGAGCGUCGCUACGGUAAUAAAAGGAUCUUAGCGGCCUCACACAUGCGUCGCAUCCUCACCUGUGCUCCCAUAGUAAAGGCGUCCUCUCAGGAAAUUAAAAGGAUCCUCGACGAAUUCCGCCAGUCACGGAAUGCACUCGCCUCUUUGGAGCGACCGGUGGAGUCGUGGGACGACUGGUUUUCGUUCCUCCUCACCGAAAAGCUGGAUCAAACCACGAGACUCGCUUGGGAAACUUCCUUGGUUGAUCCCACUACGCUUCCCCCGUUUGAGGCGUUAGUGGAUUUUCUGGAAAAUCGUGCUCACGCUAUUAUUUCUGCUCAAGGUACGAAUGCGGCGACGCCCCCCCUCCAGUCCAAGGAAGGCUCCAAGCGGACACCCGUUGCAAAUACUCGAACAAGGGUAACAUUGACCACGAACGCCAAGGAAACAGCCAAGCCUAAGACAGCAAAAACGUGCCCGUCGUGUGCUGGCUCACACACUCUUGGCCACUGCACUAGGUUGAAGAAAAUGAACCCGCAAGACCGUUUGUCGCUGGUAAAAAAGGUAGGCGUGUGUACAGCAUGUCUAAAUUCAGGUCAUGAAGUUGCAGCCUGCAAGUCAAACUUUCGCUGCCUGGUUUGCGAGGCCAAUCACCACACAUCGUUACACGAUGCCUUUCGGGAAGAUCAACCAUCGUCAUCCAAGGCAAAUAUAAUUACACCGAGCACGAGUGCUGCUUAUACGGUCCGAUCUCAACGGGUGAUUUUGUUGGCAACCGCGCGGGUCCGCUUGGAGUCGACUGAGGGUCGCACUUUAGACGUCAGGGCUCUUUUAGAUCCAGGCUCUGAGUCGUCAUUUGUUAGCGAGAAGGUCGCGCAAUCGCUCCAGCUACAGCGGAAAAGUGUGAGGGUGUUACUCACCGGUUAUCAGGAGAAGAGCGUCGGGAUGGCCAAACACGAAGUCUCCGUCGAGCUUACGUCCUGCGCAGACAGCGACUUCCGCAUCACUCUUAACGCGUUGGUGACAAGGAAAGUCACCUCUCCAACUCCGUCUCAUCCAGUGGAGGACCAUCCAUGGAUUCACAUGCGGGGAUUGCCGCUGGCCGAUCCGGAGUUUAGAUUACCACGUAGAGUCGACGUACUUCUUGGAGCUGACGUUUGUGGGUACCUUUUCUUGGAAAAUAAGGUAGGCCCUCCUGGAACUCCGUCGCUGGUCCGCACGCCGUUUGGAUGGUCCCCUUUGGGGCCGGUUUCGACCUCCGACGAUCCAGCUUCAGGGGUGGCUCGGGUGCAACUCAUCCGAGGCCUGGAUGAUCUCCGAAACGACCUGCAAAGAUUUUGGGAGCUUGAGGAGGUCCCUUCGAAGUCUCCGUGGAGCCCUCAAGACACAGCUUGUGAGGAGUAUUUCAAGGAAACGCACUCACGUGAUGAACUAGGUCGUUACGUGGUGCGGCUCCCAUUUCUGAAGGCUACACCCGAAGACAUCGGAGUACCGCGACGUGCCGCUCUUCAACGGUUUCUGGCUGGCGAACGAAGAUGGGAGAAGGACUCCUUUUUGCAAACAUCUUAUGCGGGCUUCAUGGAGGAGUAUCGGAGACUGGGCCACAUGGAACCAGCCUCCAAGUAUGAUGUCGCUAACGCCAACUACCUGCCUCACCAUGCAGUCUGGAAAACCACCGGGCAACAGACCUUCGCUGAACCAGGCUCUUGCGUCAGGACCACGUCUGCAGUCCGACCUUUGGCUGGUGCUCACUCGGUGGAGGUUCCCGAGAUGCGUAUUUUCUACGGACAUAGUAAAGAUGUUCCGUCAGAUAGCCGUCCAUCCUGA